CGGCACGAAAACAGGUCAGACUUCACGUGAAGCUUUCAUUUAUAAUCAGACUCUUAGCGCAUGCGCGGGAUAGACAUCCUGUUACACAGUAGUAAGAAACGUUAACGCUUAGUUUAUUCGCGGAAUGGCCAAACUUUACUAGUAUUUCAACUUUUUAUGUUUCUCAUCAAAAUGCACAGGAUUGCAAUUAUUACAGUUCUUCUUUCUACAAUUACUGUCUUAUCUGCAAUAACUGUUGCGGAAAUCCGUGGAGUGCCAAGAUCGUCGAUAAAUUCGGAUAAUUCAAGUAUAUUCUGUAACCCUUUUACUGAAUUCAAGUGUUAUAAUGACAGCAAAUGCAUUUCUAAAUAUCUAGUAUGUGACGGAAAGAAAGAUUGUGAGGACAGCUCAGACGAACAGGCGUGCAAUGUAGCAAAUUGUCCUGAACGGCCUUUGAUAGUAUGCCGCCAUGCGCUUCACAAGUGUUUCAGUGAUGCCGAAUGCGAUAAUCCUAAGAUAUGUUGUCAUGAAAAUUGCGGAAAUACCUGUCGUGAUCCUGUGUAUUACCCUACAAAUGGUCGAAGAGUCGUUCCACGUUAUCCAAAAAACAAGGAUUUAUCAUCUUCGCUUGAACCCGUAGGACUUACAGAAUCUCCGAAGAAUAUUUCUGAGAACUAGUGACCCCUUACGUAAUGUAACAAAAGAGCAGAAUUUCUUUUUUUCAUAGGACUUUCUGUAGCAAGAACAGAGAAUGAUGUAACACAAACUUCAAAGAAUAAACUUCUUUUAUAAAAUGCA
Argiope bruennichi is the source of this 777-nucleotide messenger RNA. RefSeq names its product WAP four-disulfide core domain protein 5-like. The transcript is spliced from 4 exons. The coding region runs from base 157 to 657 and encodes 166 amino acids. Lineage: Eukaryota; Metazoa; Arthropoda; Arachnida; Araneae; Araneidae. Gene Ontology annotation, molecular function: peptidase inhibitor activity; protein binding. The record is from RefSeq and is a predicted model, not a curated record. Gene Ontology annotation, cellular component: extracellular region.